AUGAAGUUCACCGAGGGGAUGUGGCGCCUGCGCGAAGGCAUUCGAAUUGAUUGGAUGAACAAUGUCGAGAGACUGCACGUUAAUAAUGAGAAAGUCGAUUUAUUAUUAAAUAAAUUCCAGCGGCAUCGUGGUGACACCCUUAAUUCAGCAACCGUCACUGCAAGCGUAACGUCUCCUUUGGAAGGCAUUAUCGGCGUCAAACUUGUUCAUUGGGCAGGACAAGUCGAUAACGGCCCUCACUAUCAGUUGAGUUCGUCAACUGGCCAUACCAAGAUUGACCACGAGAAGAACGUGAAGCUGAACUAUGGCAGUGGCCCCUUGAACUUGGCCAUCAAUACAGCACCCAACGAAUUAGAUUUCGUGUUCUCUGGAGCUAAAGGGAAGCUCACUGGUCACUCCUGGAGAUCCAUCGGUUAUGUUGGCGAUCAAACUACAGAGAAGUCUCGUUGGGACGAUGGGAUCUUCUUUGAGCGUCAAGGACACAUGCUUGCCGCAUUAGAUCUCGGGGUUGGCGAGAAACUAUAUGGCCUUGGAGAGAGGUUCGGUCCAUUCGUCAAGAACGGACAAAGUGUCGACAUUUGGAACGAAGAUGGAGGUACAUCGUCUGAAUUGACAUACAAGAACAUCCCAUUCUACAUUAGCUCCAAGGGGUACGGCGUCUUUGUGAACAACCCUGGCAAAGUCAGCCUGGAGCUGCAGUCAGAGCGAACUACCCGAGUCAAUAUCUCGAUUGCCGGUGAAGAGUUGGAGUACUUUGUGGUUUAUGGAAACACUCCCAAGGAGAUCAUCAGACGGUAUACGGCUUUGACCGGACGUCCUAGUUUAGUUCCCUCCUGGAGUUACAAUUUGUGGCUUACUACCAGCUUCACCACAAACUACGACGAGCAAACCGUCACCGGCUUUCUCGAUGGCUUCAGGGACCGGGAUAUCCCAUUGGGCGUUUUCCACUUCGAUUGUUUCUGGAUGAAGUCCUAUCAAUGGUGCGAUUUUGAGUUCGACUCUGAUAUGUUCCCUGACGCCGGAGGCUACCUUCAGCGACUCAAGGAGCGCGAUCUCCGGAUCAGUGUAUGGAUCAACCCAUACGUUGGACAGGCAUCGCCAUUGUUUGAGGAGGGCAAAAAGAAUGGUUACUUCAUCAGGCGUACCGACGGCUCGGUCUGGCAAUGGGACUACUGGCAAGCGGGUAUGGCCGUUGUAGAUUUCACAAACCCUGCCGCCUGCACAUGGUUCUCAAACCACCUUAAACGUCUCAUGGACAUGGGCGUCGACUCGUUCAAAACCGACUUCGCCGAACGUAUCCCCUACAGAAAUGUCCAGUAUCACGACGGAUCCGACCCAACCCGCAUGCACAACUACUACACCCUCCUCUUUAACAAAGUCCCUCCUCUUCGCUCGCAGCACCAGCCUGGCGGCCAAAUCUACCCCGUCCACUGGGGUGGCGACUGCGAAAGCACAUACGAAGCCAUGGCCGAGUCCCUCCGUGGUGGUCUCAGUCUCAUGCUCUCAGGCUACAUCUUCUGGGCCUCAGACAUUGGUGGCUUCGAGGGCACCCCGCCACCAGCCCUCUACAAACGCUGGGUCCAAUUCGGACUCCUCUCCUCACACUCCCGCCUCCACGGAUCCUCCUCCUUCCGAGUUCCCUGGAUUUACGGUGAAGAUUGCUCGGACGUCCUCCGUGACUGCGUCAAACGCAAGAUCCUCCUCACCCCUUACCUCCUCGCCGAAGCCCUCACAGGCCAUGACCAGGGUACCCCGCUCAUGAGACCCAUGUUUCUCGAGUUCCCGGAUGAUCUCAAUACCUACCCUCUCGAUACACAGUACAUGUUCGGCAGUAACCUGCUCAUUGCUCCCGUUUUCACGGACGAGGGUACCGUCACCUUCUAUGUGCCUCGGACUCCCCAGGAUUCUCAAGGAAAGUGGAUCUCAUGGUUCGAUCACAGCAAGACCUACGAGCCGGGACAGUGGUACACAGAAACGCAUGGAUUCGAUACUCUUCCGAUCCUCAUUAGGCCGGGCUCGGUCACUCCGAUUAACCCGAAACUGAAGGCGCCGCAGGACGAUGCGCUGGAUGGCCUCGAGGUGCUGGUUAAUGGAUCGCUGUCGGACGAAGUGGCGGUCCAGGUCGUCGAUCCACGCAAGACUCAUGAGGUGUUGAAGACUGUGAAGCUUGCCCUGAAAGGCGAUGAGGUAGUUGCCGAUGAUGCCGGAGUGAAGCUGGUUCGGGUUAGACAUUAG
Molecule: messenger RNA, 2235 nt
Organism: Aspergillus nomiae NRRL 13137
Lineage: Eukaryota; Fungi; Ascomycota; Eurotiomycetes; Eurotiales; Aspergillaceae
Product: putative sugar hydrolase
Exons: 7
Coding region: 1-2235 (744 amino acids)
Biological process (GO): carbohydrate metabolic process
Molecular function (GO): hydrolase activity, hydrolyzing O-glycosyl compounds; carbohydrate binding
Source: RefSeq, a predicted model, not a curated record